Molecule: messenger RNA, 1101 nt
Organism: Caenorhabditis briggsae
Lineage: Eukaryota; Metazoa; Nematoda; Chromadorea; Rhabditida; Rhabditidae
Exons: 5
Coding region: 1-1101 (366 amino acids)
Source: RefSeq, a predicted model, not a curated record
AUGGUUAAAAAGGACAGCGAGAGCAGCUGCUGCAGUAAUGGUAGCCACGAUCAUGAAGACCACACUCUUUCCAAUGACGCCGUCGUCACAAAGUAUCAAGUUGCUGCUGAGAUCACCAAUGCAGUCCUCAAGGAAGUGAUCGCCAACAUCAAAGAAGGUGCAGUCGUUGGAGAUCUCUGUGACAUCGGAGACAAAAUGAUUUCGGAAAGAACUGGCAAGCUCUACAAGAAGGAAAAGAACUUCACAAAGGUUGUAUUGAAGAACGGACAGGUAGUCAAGAUUGACCUUGGAGUUCAUAUCGACGGUUUCAUCGCCACUGCUGCGCAUACUGUCGUUGUUGGAGCAUCGAAAGACAACAAAGUCACCGGAAAGAUUGCUGAUCUUCUUCGUGGAACAUACGAUGGUUUGGAAAUCGCCAUCCGUUCUCUCCGACCAGAAGCGUCCAACACUGACGUUACCAGGAACAUCGACAAAACUGCUUCCGAAUUCGGACUUACUCCAAUCGAGAACAUGCUUUCCCAUCAACUCGAGAGAAACGAAAUUGAAGGAGAAAAGAAGAUCAUCCAGAACUCAGGAGAAAAGCAAAAGGGUGAAGUUGAAAAGGUCACAAUUGACAAGCAUGAGGCCUAUGCUAUCGAUAUCCUUUUCUCCACUGGAAAGGGACAACCAAAGGAUAUGGAUACCCGAACAACCGUAUACAAGAAGAACGAAUCAGUCAGUUAUCAACUCAAGAUGAAGGCUUCUCGUGUAUUCUUCUCCGAUGUCAACAAACAGCACGGACCAAUGCCAUUCUCUCUCCGUAGCUUCGAGGAAGAAGUCAAGGCAAAGAUGGGAGUUGUGGAGUGCGAGAAGUAUGGUCUUCUAACUCCAUAUCCAGUUCUUUAUGAGAAGGAAGGAGACUUUGUUGCUCAAUUCAAGGCUACAGUACUCGUCAUGCCAAACGGUCUCCUCAAAAUCGCCGGACUUCCAUUCGACUCCGAUGUCUACCAAUCGGAACGCUCCGUUCAAGACGCUGAUCUCCAAACCGUCCUGAAAUCCGCCCUCAAGCCAAAGAAGAAGAAGGAAGCCAAGAAAGAGGAGCCAGCUGCCAAGAAGGCAUAA